Xenopus laevis (African clawed frog) is the source of this 6102-nucleotide messenger RNA. It is a transcript of the gene kbtbd11.S, whose product is annotated as kelch repeat and BTB (POZ) domain containing 11 S homeolog. The record is from RefSeq and is a predicted model, not a curated record. Lineage: Eukaryota; Metazoa; Chordata; Amphibia; Anura; Pipidae. The transcript is spliced from 2 exons. Bases 1055 to 2956 code for a protein of 633 amino acids.
GCAAAGCAAAGGAGUCGCUUAUAAAGCAGAGAAGGGGCGUGUGCACCUGAUCCCAGCUCGGCUUGUGCUACAGUAUUAGCGUAUGCCCCGCAUUCUCUUCCCUGUGCUAAUCUAUCAUCGCUCCUUCUUAUGGCACUGAUUUCUGAACACAAAGACUGGCGGACGAGUGCGAGGCUUGUCACUAGCAGGAUGCUGCUGUAAUCCCACGAGCGGCGGAGGGGCGGCCGUGCUCUACUAUAGCUGUCGUGUCUCCAGCAGGAGCUGCCUGAUUUGCUGCAGUCUUACUGACAUAUGGAUGUGCUCUGAGUCGGGGGAGAUGCCAUCACAUCCCUUUUCCCUGCGCUGUGCUGCUGUGGAAGCUCUGCCUCUGUAGAAGCCUCUCAGUGCCUCCAUACUGCACCUUCUCUCCAGUGAGACCGACAAGCCAGGACCCAGAAAAUAGCUGCAGCUUCUGCACACCAAGCCCAAGAAGCACCUUCUGUCACAGAACUGCAACUUGUAACAAAGGCCAAGCACCCUCCCUCCCUGUGGAAAAGUACAUUGUGGCAGGUAGAGGAGAAAGCUGCCUAACUCCUGAAGACACUUACAGAGCCACGUGUUAGUGUGACAGUCCUCCUCAGAACUUAUACCACAGGCAAUACAGCAGAAACCCACAAGAAUACACACUGCUAAAGGGAACUAAGGAAUCAAAGUAGAAUAUGAGUCACUAAUAGGAGCCCUGGACAUGCCCAAAUGUGACCAGCAAGCUUCCUAAUGCUGCACACUGCCUGCACUGUGCACAGAGUUAAUCUGCCCACUCAGAAUGAAUUGCUGAGAUUACUAUGACCCCUCACUUGAAUCGCUGAAAGGAAAAACAAAACCCAAAAAGCAAAUUGUACUGGUUCAAGAGUUCAGGCUCCUGAGUAAUCAGCCCUGACACACCCUCCAUUCCCUGUAGGCUCAUAAGCAGCAGCCAGAGAUAGGCAUAGAGUAUUGUAUCCAGCCUUGCACAGUGCCAUGCUGAGGAGAUAGGGAAGGCAUAGUCACGUUAUGAGCCCUGGGCAGCGGCAGGACUAUGGAGAAAUCUGUGCCCAGUGUUUGCCACCCAGGUGAUUUGAAUCUGAAUGAGGGGAUUGCAGGGGCAUUUCCCAUGAAGACGUGUGGGACUGUGGCUGCCUCUGGGGCCAAUUGCGGGCAGUUUCAUCACAGCCUGCGAGACAGUGCUCAGCUGACAGAGACUAAUGGUGGAUACAGUGGGCACCAGGAGAGGGGGGAGGCUGCCAAUUCACUGAUUAGCCUACACAGUGAUAUCGACGAUAGAUCCAGUGCUGAUCUGUCCCGCGAGAGCUCAGGACUUCUGGGGGGCCCAUGGGACAUGAAUAACACAAUAUCUGAGUCCGAAGAGGAAGCGGAGGACAGAAGUUUAUCAGAUCCCAGGAGCCAGUCAGAGCCUGGACAGAACAGCAGAGAUUUGAUGGGGGCAGCAGACCCUCUGGAAGGGCAGGAAGCAAGUUGUCCAGCAGCACCUCUUGGGGAACCCGAUCUUAUCAUAGAAGUGACCGGGGGACAAAGGAUCCAAGCCCACAAGUCAGUUCUGGCUGGGAAAAGUGACUACUUCAGGGCUCGCAUGUCCCGAGAUAUCCUAAAGAUUAAGGGUUUAAGUUACCAGACCCUGUGGCUGCUGGUGGAUUAUAUCUAUAGCGGGCGGCUAGAAGUCAGUCAGGAAAAUGUAGUGGAGGUGAUCAGUGGGGCCAAGUUCUUGCAGAUGCCCUGUGCUGUGCAGUGUGCCAUGGACAGCAUGCGCUCCCAGAUCUGCCUGCACAACUGCUACCAAGUCCUGCACAUCUCAAAGAAGCAGCGACUGACCGAGCUCAGGGAGGCUGCCUACAAGUUCAUGAGCGACAACUUCUUGCAGGUGCUGCGGGAGCCCAAGGUGUAUGGCAGACUGACCGGACCAGAGAGGGAACUGAUCUUGCAGCGCAGGCUGGAUGGCAAGCAUUGCCUGGUAGUUGCAGAACUCAAUGAUGCAUUUGAGCGACUAAGUAGCAGCAGCAGACCUCAGAGCCGGGAGAGUAGCCGACCCCAAAGCCCGUCAUCGGUUGUCUCACUGGAAGAGGAUGCAGCCACUUACCAGGUUCAGUUCUACAGCGAGUCCUGUGGAGGAUGGAAACCCCUGACCCACCUGCCCGAAGAAGCUAACAGCAAGGGUUGCGGGUUGUGUGUGCUCUACAACUACCUGUUCAUUGCUGGAGGCAUCAGGGGCAGGGGGGACAAGGCCAAGCUCUCCGACCAAGUGUUCUGUUAUAACCCUCUCACUGACUCCUGGGAGAAGCUCCGAUCCAUGUCCCAGCCCCGCUCUCAGCUUAAGUUGUUGGCCUUGGAUGGCUACCUGUACGCCAUCGGAGGUGAGUGCCUCUUUACUGUGGAAAAGUAUGACCCACGACUUGACCGAUGGACCACGGUAGCCCCGUUACCCAAAGGGGCAUUUGCUGUGGCUCAUGAAGCUACCACCUGCAAUGGGGAGAUCUAUGUAUCAGGGGGGACUCUAUUCUACCGGCUGCUCAAGUACGAGCCCAAGUGUGACAAAUGGCAGGAGUGUCCAUACAACAACAGUCGUAGGCGAUCUGCCGGCAUGGUCUCCCAUCGGGGCUCCAUCUAUCGCUUCGACAUCAGUCGCGAACACGGCCUCAGUGUGUUCACCUACAACUCCAUGGCCCGACACUGGAGCGAAGGGGUCCAUCUCCUGCGUCCUUGCACUGGGCCACCCCACUCUAUCCUGCCCUUCCGAUGCACAGUGAAGGGGAGCCACAUCUACUGCCUGAAUCGUGCCAGCACCCUGCGAGUGCCCUUACCCCCAGAGGGAACCGGGGGACAAAUGGGCACUUGCGCUGCAGAGCACUUCCCAGCCCCAGAGGAGACAAAGGGGGUCCUUUUCCCCUUUGUUCUUUCUUUGCCAGAUGGCAAGCAAGUACACUGAAGGGCCUAUGGACUAACACAGGUGCAAAGGUGCACAAAGUACAGAAGCCCAUAACAACCAGACAUUUGUUUACAUUAGCCAUGCCCUUCUUGAUCAGAGCUGGACAGAGGAACUUUGGCGCCCAAAGCAGGAGUGGCUGUGUGCACCCUAAUCUCCAAAGUCCCACCUCAAAAUUCCCCCAGUCUGGAAGAGUUAUCGGUGGACACAGACCAUCUGACACAGGAAGGUUGAGGAGAGACACGAAACUGGUCCAAACUGAGCUGCUUAAAUAGUGUGCUGGUGCAUACUACAAUAAAUCAUAUUUACUGAAAUGUUCCCACCUUCCUAGCAGUUGCCUGUACUGCCUACCUUGUAGAUCUGGCCUUGGUUGUAAGAUCAGCCUAAUACUUAGGAACUGGUUACCUCUCAAGGGAUCUUUGGGAGUUGUAUUUUUAUAGCAGUGCAAGUGCCAGAGUUUGGACCCCAGUAUUAGACCAAACACAACUAAUUGCAGACUUGCAACUGAGUCACUGUAGUUGUGCAUUUUUUUUACCUUUGUAGAUAAAUGCAAUCCUAUUAAAUAUUAGUUUACGCCAGAGAUUCCCAAAUGUGCAGUCUUUCUUUCUGUACAUCUUCCUCCAGAUAUAAAGAUUUUUAGCAUGCCUAAAUCCUGAUUGCUUUUGAUUUCAGCUUAUACAAUAACCAAACAUCAUUAAAUAUGCAUGCUUCUUUCUGUAUCCCAAUGAUGGAUAACAUGUUUAUACACCGCCAUACCCACUAAAGGGGCAAUUGUUUUUUUCCAGCUGGCCCAUGUAUGUCUAGUUAUUUUCCACAGGUGGGGUUACAUUCACUAGAGGAAAAGGGAAGCCCUAUUUAGUACAAAUAUGGAGUCUAUUAUUCAUAAUGCAUUUUCUUUACUACUAUAAAAAUGAAAUAAAACAAUUGGAUUAUUGUUAUUCUUUUAAUUUAGCAGCCUUAUUAUUACAGAGAGAAAGUAAAUUGGCCAAAAAUUAAGAAUUGCUCAUUUGAAUGGGACUAAAGUAAUGAAAUGACAUUUCCGUAUUUUAGCACUAUCUGGGUAACAGGUUUCUGGAUAGUAGAUUCCCUACCUGUGAUAUUUAGAUAUCAUUUCCUUUUUGAAGAUAUCCAUUGUCUGGUUCACAGAUUGCUUUUGAUCUUCCCACCUCCAUCAACUGGGAAUUCUAAUAAUCAGAUUUCUUUUAUUAUUCAUUAACUAGAAGCUUUUAUUAGUCAAUAAUUAAUCAUUUUAUAUAUCUAUUGCCACUGCUGGAUCUGAGUAAAGUACAUGUAGCAAGCUACAAUAAUUUAACGAUUUUAAAUAUGAAAGUACUAUGCAUAUUAAACUUUCACCUUAGCUCUGGUAUCUAUGGCAACGACAGGAUCAAAAGUCAAACCAAAUGAUGACAGGAAUAUAAAUUAAAGAACAACUCACCACAAAAUGUGCUUUAAUUGACAUGGAUUGCAGGGUGUGUCAUUGUACAAAUCUGCCUUUUUGGUUGCAGUAUAAGCAAAAUCAUGCCCAAACACAUUUCUGUAAACGAGUAUGUGUUUUUAUACCAGCAAACAGCAGCUACAGGUAGAGGAUCUAUUAUCGGAAAUGCUUUGGCCUAGGGGGGUUCUGGAUACGGUGGUGGUGGGGACUAAUGGAUCCAGCACCUGUACCUGCUAUGGACAAAUGAUAAUUUGGAUAUAUGUUGUAUGUGAUACUCAGAUGAGCUUAUUAUUAAAGGACCGAUAUUUUGUAAGCUGCAUUUGGAACUUAUGUUAAGAACUUUCAGUCCACAUAUAAAUGAAUCGUUACUUAUCUAGGCAAGGGCAUGUGUGAAAGUAUAAGUCACAGUAGGGCUCAUUUACUAAAACUGGAAAAAAAAUAUAUCCCUGGUGCAGUAACCCUUAGGAGUUGAUCGUUUUGCUGCAGGAAAAAAAUAGAAGCAGAUACAGUAGCUGCUUAGUUGCUAUGCGUUACUGCACUAGAACAGAUUUGCCCAGUGUAAGUAAAUGAGAUGCAGCAACUGUUAGCACUGAGGAGGUUUCAGAGCAUGGACAGCUUUUGAAUAUUUUCCUGUGUUCCUGUCUGUAAUUGUUUUUUUUUUUUUUUUACUUUAUUUGCUCUAAAUGUGGACCAAAGCCAUUAUGUCAACGUCAACUAUAGGACAACAUGGGCAGAUUGAUGUAAAAUAAGAUUAUUCAGAGUAGCACUUGAGUCAGAUCCUCUUUCCAAAGUUCAGAUGUCAACAGCAACCAAUAGGGCUUGCAAUGCAAUGUUUCUCUCUCUCUCUCUCUCUCUGCCAACCGUUCUUUUGUUGAUAAAAGUAGCUCUUGCAAAUGUCCAUUCAGAAAGUGGUUAAAGGCACAUGUAGUGUGUCACACGCAGAGACAGUCACUUUCCAUUCAUGGAGUGGAAUGUUUCUGAUGCCACACCUAUGCCCACCAGCAGAGAAAAAUGGCAGUACAUCUCAUAUAUCCAUGAGUAUAUUCAAAUAAAUAAUCAAAAAUCUAUCUGUUGUGCUGAGACAGGCAAAUGGCAUUGUUGUCAUUUCCCAUCUGGAAUGUAUUGAUAUCUUCUCUGCAGGUAUUUUUACUCCGACUGAUAAAAUGCCACGUAUAUCUGCAAUCGUAUAGAUGUAGAAGAGGAGGAAUCACUGUAUGUGAUAGCCGUGGGACAUUCCAAUAGCUUUUUCUACCUAGAUGCAAUAUGAAUGCAUACAAUUAUAUCGCUUUAUAGUAAAAAUUACAGUCUAUCCAGAGUUAUUUUCAAACUGUUGGUGCCAAGUAAAUGCAUCUUAAUUAGCAUUAAUUAGGUUUCUUUGUUGUUGUAAGAAGUUGCACUUUUAUAUAGCUUUUGUAGCCCAUGAGAUUCCUGCAGAUAAUUGUGAGGGGGCAGAAAUGCCAAAAUGAAAAAUAAUUCUCCUUAAAAGCUCAGUGUUCAGCAUUUUGACAACUUUAUGUGAUAUUUACAGGAGUUACCCGCAUACUUAACAGUGGUGCAACUAGAUAUUACUGGGCCCCACAGCAAAUUAUUUUUCAGGCCCAAAAUGUUUAGAGGUUGACAUGUGCACCUAUUACAGCACAUCCUCUGCAUGGUAUUUGUUGUCAUGUUGAUUUCUUUUGUUCACGUGAAAAUCAAAUAAAAUAUUUUAAACAUA